AUGACCAAAGCACUUGCCAAUCAACGGAACACAGCGAUUGUUUGCUUUAAAGAUUUGUUCCAAGAAGCAAAGGACAUCGCCGAGAAGACACAUUUUGAUAUUAGUAUUCCAAGAAUAUCACAAGUGCUGAAGAAUCGAACCAACCACGCAAUUAAAGACCCAGAGACAUACUUUAGAGUAUCAGUGUUCCUUCCCAUUCUAGACUCUGUAAUAGAAUACACAAAGUCUCGAUUUCCUGAAGAAACAUUGGAGUUGUACAAUCUUCACGUAUGCAUGCCUGACUACCUGAUAACCAACUCUGUUCAGGACAUGUCUGAAAAAAUUGAGUGUUUAGUAAGGAGGUAA
This is a messenger RNA of Diabrotica balteata, 345 nucleotides long. The record is from the annotation of a GenBank genome assembly. NCBI's taxonomy places the organism in Eukaryota, Metazoa, Arthropoda, Insecta, Coleoptera, Chrysomelidae.